CCGUAUUGUAGGUUAAUUCUAAUGAUUUUUGUAGUACAAGAAAAAAUACAUUGACAUAUAAUUAUGACUUACAAUUACCCUUAGACAAAAUGCCAAAGCUGACUAGGUAUCAAGGAAGCACUGGCAUUUAACUAAUUGCAGAGGCAGCAGUAACAGUGUGAGUUUCAGCCAGCAUAUCCAGUUACAAAGGAUGACAUCCUCCUGUUGUGCACGGCUGCAAAUCUCCAAGGCAGGACUGAAGGACACAGUGAACCCAACUCAGGCGCAAGCCACAAGGGUAGUCCAGAAAAAUGAUGACAUCUAAAAUUGACAGUCCUCCCCCCUACGAGGAAGCACUGCAUCAUCCUAAGUGUGAUAACUUCCCCUACCAGCCACAGCAUGGCUCUCCUCUUCCCCCACCUCCAUCUUACAGUCCCAGUCCUGGCUACUGGGGCCAAGGGGGUGUCUACCCGCCGAUCAGCAUGUGUCAAGGCCCUGGCCUUCCUCCAUCUGGGAUGCCCACCACAAUACCGACUCUGUCUGCUGGACUGCCUGCCUCCAACUCAGGUUCUUAGCGAGUGGCACAGUCUUGAAGUAAUCACACCCUGCAAUAUAUUUAGAUUAGGUGUAACAAGGAUAAAUUACCACUUGGCUCUUCCAAAUUCUGCAGGAGAGAUGGAGGAUUUUCUCAGCACCCAGUGGGAAAGCACAUCUGUUCGGCAUGCCUUCAUCAGAAAAGUUUACUUAAUUUUAUCAGCACAGCUUGCUGUCACCUUCUCAGUUGUUGCUGUCUUUACGUUUGUUGACCCAGUGAGGAUGUUUGUCAUCAGUUACCCUGGCAUCUACUGGGCAUCUUUUGUGGUUUACUUUGUGGUUUACUGCAUUCUCAUCUGCUGCAAAGAGCCGAGGAGGCGUUUUCCAUGGAAUCUUGUGCUGCUUGGAGUAUUUACUCUUGCCUUGUCUUACAUGGCCGGAGCAGUUUCAAGCUAUUAUGGAACCAAAGCAGUGUUUAUCGCCAUGGGAGUAACAGCAUUAGUCUGUAUAGCUGUGACAGUCUUCUGCUUCCAAACUAAGGUGGACUUCACCUCCUGCGGCGGACUCCUCUGCAUUGCGGCCGUUCUGCUCAUGAUCAUUGGGAUUGUUACAGCCAUCGUCCUCUCCUUCCAAUAUGUCCCCUGGCUGCAUAUGCUCUACGCUGCAAUUGGAGCCAUAGUUUACACUCUGUUUUUAGUGUACAACACCCAACUUCUUAUCGGAAAUCGGGAGUUGGCUAUCAGCCCAGAGGAGUACGUCUACGGAGCGCUUUCUCUUUAUGUUGAUAUUGUUCACAUCUUCCUCUUCAUCCUUCAAGUCAGCGGAGCUGCGACUGAAUGAGCCAGCGGUUGGAGUUUGUAUAUCGUAUUUGCUGGCAGACACACAGCAAACCGUCAGAAAGAUUAUUACUUAUUUUUUCUACAUCAGUAACACUCGAGCACUUUGUUUGUUGCGCUGUAUGUAGCAGGACUGCAGCCGCAAAGCUUACACUUAGCCCGUGUAAAGGAAGAGAGCUGCUUAAGCUUUGCACAUUUGUAUGCAUUUUAAUAUUUAUGUUCACGUUAAGGAGUGUAGUACUCUCAACUAUUACUUCGAUCAAACCUCCUCAUUAACAAAGUGUUUCUGCCUCCAAAAAAGGGAACAAAGCCAUUUACAGAUCAACACAUUUGUUUUUAUUAUUGUCAGCGCUUAGACUUACAAAACAUGUGUAGUUGGAGGCAUACUGCUGGACACCACAAUCAUUAGUCAAACAUCUGUGCUGGUAGUAAGAAGGUCUAAGAUCUGUUUGUUAUGUACUUUUCAUUUUUCUAAAGAGAAAACCCAGAGAACACGGACUCACCGAUUAAAAAAAAAGAAAAGAGUUGUCUUCUUGAAUCCCUGGCCAUUUCCUUUGUUCUCUUUAAUGUUUCUGUUAUUUGUUGUUGUUAGAAAACGGUGCACACCGAUCAAUAAAUCAUACCUUACUGUUAU
This is a messenger RNA of Neolamprologus brichardi, 1983 nucleotides long. RefSeq names its product protein lifeguard 3-like. Gene Ontology annotation, biological process: negative regulation of apoptotic signaling pathway. Lineage: Eukaryota; Metazoa; Chordata; Actinopteri; Cichliformes; Cichlidae. The record is from RefSeq and is a predicted model, not a curated record. Gene Ontology annotation, cellular component: Golgi apparatus; endoplasmic reticulum; membrane.